Molecule: messenger RNA, 7542 nt
Organism: Vespula pensylvanica (western yellowjacket)
Lineage: Eukaryota; Metazoa; Arthropoda; Insecta; Hymenoptera; Vespidae
Exons: 6
Coding region: 1080-4184 (1034 amino acids)
Biological process (GO): cell fate commitment; regulation of transcription by RNA polymerase II
Cellular component (GO): nucleus; cytoplasm
Molecular function (GO): RNA polymerase II cis-regulatory region sequence-specific DNA binding; histone deacetylase binding; DNA-binding transcription factor activity
Source: RefSeq, a predicted model, not a curated record
AUUGAGAGGGAAGGAGACGCACGCGCACGCUCAGUGUAAGGUUUGUUUCUCAAUAUCGCAUGGCCACACAUAUUGAGAGAGUAAAACGGUUAGUUGAUCUUUCAUCGUGUCUUUUAUCAUAAACGCUAUAUAAUUUGUGCAAAAGGAAAAAACCGGUGGCCUUGCGACGAUUGGGAUAAAAAUCGUCGUAACGUUUUAGUAAUUCAGGAGGAACCGACAAAGCCACACGAUUAGAACGCGCGUGGCCACUUCUUUUUUCUCUUCUCACACUUUCGCACGAUAUAUAGAUAUAUAUUUGUGUGUGCGUGUGUUGUACGUGAGGGCGCGCGUAACCCGCCGCCAUAGUUAAUCAUAUCCCUCGAUGGAAUGUUAAACGAAGGCGCGCGCGCGCGCGCGCACACGUUUACCGCCUAUCGGACUAAUAAUCGUUCGGAAUAGAAUAAAAACACGUAUAAAGUAGGAAAAUAGAAUAAAUUAACAGAGAAAGCGAUAGAACGUAUUAGAGAGAUAAACGUCGAGAGAAAGUCAAGUGGAUUAGAAAGAAAUAGACGUAAAACAAACGGAAAGAAAGAGAGAGAGAGAGAGAGAGAGAGAGAGAGAGAGAAAGGACGUAUUAAAAGAAAGAAAGUAAGAAAAACGGAUAGAAAAUUCGUUAUAUCGAAGAAACGGAUCGACCGUCGGAACUAACCCACAAAACUGAUCUCCGAGACGCUCGAGGUGGCGCGCGCGCAUUCGUCAUAUCUCGCGCGCGUACGUUGGGAGGUCGUAACGAAUCCUGUUCCGUUGGUUGUAAUAAUUAAUUAAUGUACUAAUUAUUUCAUCGAUUAAUCGGAUUAGUUAAUUAGUUAAUCGAGCCCGAUUGAAACAACAGUGUUUGAGGGGAAAACAAAAAAAGUCAAAGAUAAAAGAAAAUAUACAGGGACAAGUGUAAAGUGGGAACAGAAAAAUAAGAAAAGGAAAUUGAACGAAGUACGAGAGGUAGACAGGAAGAGCAGAAGAAAAACGAAGUUCUUGCGAUCGGAUUGGCGCGGAGCGAGGCGACACGACGCAUCACACGCCGAGCAUAACAUCGGUAAAAGAUGAAUUUCACGCCUUUUCCUGGCUUUACCACAGGCUCGUUGCCGACAGGUACGGUUCAUCAAUUUGCAACAGCCAAAUUCGCACAAAAUUUGACUACCGGUGGUCAGGUUGUCGGCGUUUUAUCAGGCGGAGAGGGUGGCGUUCAUUACUUGAGACCAGUCGAUCCUAAUGGUUUUGCUGUGGCUCAAGGAGGCAAUAAUCAACAGCAGCAAAUAAUUACGCUGCCUAUAACUGUACCUGGAAAAGAUGGCACGCAACAACAGCAAACUGUUCAAAUUCAGGUGGUUAAUCCUAGUGUUUCCCAAAGUGGAAACAGCGGGGACCAACCAAAAUAUCAUUUGGCGCCAAUUUCGUUGGGACAAUUCCCUCAAGGUGCAGCAACUGUUCUUACGGUCGCAUAUAGUCAACAGGGAACGGAUGGUGUUCAGAUUCAAGUUCAGCCACAAAAUACUGUAGCAACGACGCAAACGACGGAUCAAACAACGCAGAGUACAUCGGUCGCGGUAACUACCACGUCGCAACAGACGAUUCAGCAAACUGUACAACUUCCGGGAGCACCAGAGGGAUUGACCGUGGUUGCACAAAUACCACAAGAUUUGAUCUUAAGAGAAGGGAUGGAAGAGUCCAAAGAGGACGUGAAAGAAGGCACAACUCCCGUUGCCCUUAUUAAAAGAGGAAGUGUGAAAAAUCAAGGAAAUCAAAGUAAUGAAGAGUUCAUUACUUCAAUGCCUGCGGGUUGGCAAAGUUUGGCAACCCCAGGUUCCACGGUUGCUGAUUAUCUUUCAAGGCUUCCCGCCAGUACAUUGCCACUUGGUUUACAACAUUUCCUCAAAUUUUCAGCAGAAACGAUAAAGAGAGAAGCCACUAUAGAAUCGAGUCCUUUAGGCGCUGAUGGUUUGGACGCUUCAGGAAGUAUGACACCCGGGGAACAAGCCGUACAGAUUACAGUAGCUGGUGGUGAGACUAUUAUUCCGGACGUUGUCGAGGAACAAGAACCGGGAACAAAACCCAAAAGAAAAAAGAAAUACAAGAAAAAACCUCCGAAACCAAAAAAGCCGAAACCUGGUCAAGUUAGUAUCGUUACUGCUUUGGAUGGUACCACGCUAUUCUGCUGCCCUCAAUGUAAUAUGGCUUACCCGGAGAAAGAACUUUUAGAACAACAUCUCAUCGGUCAUAAAAUAGAAAGGAGGUUUAUUUGCGAUAUAUGCGGUGCUGGUUUGAAACGUAAAGAACAUUUAGAACGACACAAACUUGGUCAUAACCCUGACAGACCAUUUAUUUGUUCCGUUUGCAUGAAAGGCUUCAAACGAAAAGAACAUCUUAAUCUUCACUUUGUUAUACACUCGGGACAAAAGACCGAAGUUUGUACCGAGUGUGGAAAGGCCUUCUACAGAAAGGAUCAUUUAAGAAAACACGCAAGAUCGCAUCUUGCCAAACGUGCUAAAGAAGAUCCAUUGAAUACGACUGAUACUUCGCAAAAUCAACAACAAGUAGAACAAACACAGCAACAAACGGAACAAUUACAGCAACAAUCUUCCGUUCCGGAGCUUCAACAAAUUCAAAUACAAGUGGGCCAAGGCUCGCAAGCUCAGAUACAUCAAAUUUCUGUCAGCGAACAAUCUACCGUCGUGCUACCAACUGCUGCUGAAACGGGUGCAAUGGCGAUGCUGCAUCAUCAGCAACAGCAGCAACAACAACAACAGCAACAGCAGCAACAACAACAACAGCAACAGCAGCAGCAACAACAACAGCAACAACAACAACAGCAGCAACAACAGCAACCUCAACAACAACAACCUCAACAACAACAGCAACGGUUUGCAAUGAAUUUCCCGCCGUUCGGAGGCCACUUUCCCGGCACUAUACCGAGUAUCCAUCAGUUCGCGACCGACGGCUCCGGUGGUGCAGGCGCGCGUUACGCUAAUCAUUUUCCCAACCAGCCUCCGAUCGGAGUGCCGGUUAUGGGAAAGUACCGUCCUGAGACCAACGGCGUACAAACUCCUCAAUCUCAAGUGAUGAUGAACAACAAGGCUAAUUAUCCAAACAGCAACGUCCACCACUACCCCAAUGUGCCAUAUUCUCAAGCUCAACCGGUGCAACAGAGACCCUCCAAUUCUCCUGGAAUGCAAGAGAAACGUUCGUAUCAUCAGCAAGCCACCGAGACUAUAAAUCAACAGGACGUUUGCAAUCUCCUACAGGAUAAGGACAAAAGCAAGGAUAAGAAGACGGACGAGCAGCGUAACGGGGACACUGCGACCAAUGGUGGACAGCAGGACUAUACGAUGCAUCAACAUCAUCAACAGCAUGCCCACACCCAAACGCCUGCCACGAUGCCUGCAACCUGGCAGUCCUUGGCAACGCCUGGCUCCACCGUAGCCGAUUACCUUAGUCAUUUGCCAGCUAGUACUUUGCCGCUUAGCUUACAUCAUUUUCUCAAGUACUCUGCGGAAAGUAUAAAGAAGGAAUCAGAAAUGGCGCAAACAACAUCCGUAGCUGUAGCUACCACAACUACGCCUAAUAUCAUGAUGUCGCCAAAUAACAAGAAAAAGAAGAAGAAGAAGCCACCAAAGGAAAAGAAACCACGCCCAAAACCAGGAGAAAUUCGAUUGACUACAGCUUUAGACGGCUCUACGCUUUACUGCUGUCCCGAGUGUCAUAUGGCAUAUCCCGAACGAGAAUUACUGGAGCAACAUCUGUUGGGUCAUACCAUGGAACGAAGAUUUGUCUGUGACAUUUGUGGAGCGGGUUUGAAAAGGAAAGAUCAUUUGACACGCCACAAGCAAAGUCAUAAUCCUGAAAGACCUUAUGUCUGCACUGUGUGCCUAAAAGCUUUCAAGAGAAAAGAACAAUUGACGUUGCACUUCGUAAUACAUUCUGGCGAGAAACGUCACGUGUGUACAGAAUGUGGUAAAGGCUUUUAUAGAAAAGAUCAUUUGCGAAAGCAUACUAGGAGUCAUAUUGCUAGGAGAGUGAAAGCCGAAUUAAGUCAGAAUGCUGGUACUCAACAGAAUCAACAGCAGAACAAUGUAUCCAGUAUGCAAACGACGACCGUGUCAGCAUCGUCCGUUCUUCCAGGCGGGCAUCCAGGUCCUCUCCUAUCCUGAGCCCCGCCACCAGGGAACUUCCAAGUUCCCCAUCCAAACAACAUUCUUCAUACUCAUACUUCGCAUCAUACAUUGCAUCAUCAUCACUUGGCCGCAGUCAAUGUGGCGCACCAAUCGAACGUUACUCCGCUUGCUACACCCAGCCAUUAUCAGACGCACGAGCUCGGCUUUCUAGGACACGUAAAAGAUUUCUGAGAGCAGGGGAAGACCUCGACUAAGAGGUAACAUUAUGACGCUACACGAUUGUCUCCGCGUACAGAGUUUCAGCGAUUUCACGUGGCUCGGACAUAGUGAGUUUUCUACAUACAUUUCAUUUAAAAGUGAUUCAAACGAUGUUCUGCUUCUUGCAUCCUUCUUAUAAACGACGAUGAAUUCAUUCGUUCAUGCGAAUGCUAUUUAACGUACGAAUUCUCGCAUCCACGAUUAUACUUGGGUGCAAAACGAUUCGCAGGAUGUCCGGAAUCCGUUCAACAUUUUCUCUUUAGAUCAUAUUUUAUAGCAUGAAUAAAUGUGAUAUACGAGCAAGGAUCGAGAACAGACACGUUCACACUAUAGUAUGGGUUGAAGUGCAUAUAAACUAUAAUUUCAGUAAGAGAACUUAGAUUAGGAGCCUGAUUUAAGAGUCUUGCCAUACUGUAUGUAUGAAAAACAAAACAUAUUUUUGUGAAAGCUUGGUGUUAAUAUAUGAAAACUAAGCUAGUUAGCGGGGGAAGAGAGAAAUACAAUGAAUUAUAUUUUUUUUCUUCAUAACUGUGCUGGAUCGAAAUGCUGUAUUUGCGAGUGUAUCUAUCAGAUUUUCAUAAUUAUCUGAUUCGGUUGGAUAGUGCAAAAACAGUUAUCAUAUUAAAGAAUCUUUUAGAAUUGUAAGGGCAAUAUAGAUGCAAAAACAUUCGUCCCAACUUCUAUUCGAUUGUAUGUCUUUCAGUUGGAAUUAAUAUCAUAAGUAUUUGAUAUUUUCUCAAUAUUUUAUAUUUCAACAUAUUGAGUAUAUUUCCAAAAUUUAUUAUAUACAUAAUGCUUAGUAAUAUACUUUAACUAAAUUUAUCUUAAAUGAAAAUUUUUUAAUUUGUAAUAUAGAAUUUAUUACAAAAGAAAAAAUAUAUUAAGAAUUAUUAUUAUGUAUGGCAAUAUUCUGUGCACGGUAAAAGUUAUACUUCUUUUGUUUUCUUUGAUUUUGCAUACAAAGUUGACAGUAUUUUAUAUUUUACGAUAGUUCCAAAAUUGUGCUUGUAUGUAUACUUUUAUACAUAAGUGCGUAAAUAUUUAUAUGAAUAUAUAUAUAUAUAUAUUUUACGAUUCAUCAAGAUCGUACUAAAAUCCUUUGUAAACAAACUCUUAUUGAGUUUGUUUCGUUUUUAUAUGAUUUUUACAUUGUUUUUAUAGAUAUUUUUCGUUAGAUCUGUUUAAUCUUCGUUGAGUACUGAUUACAUUCGUAAGCUCUGUCCUUAAAGGUACAGUAUAUAUUUAGGUUUUUUGUUUUUUCUUUUUAUAUGUGUAUACAGUACAUUAUGUUCAAAUAAGUGCAGUUGAUAAACUGUUUAAUUUAUAUAUUGAGCCUUUUGUAAAGAUAACCCUCGUGGACUGUGAUCAUUUUGGAUAGAGAUUUCUUGCUCUCUAGUUAUCCAAAUGAACUUGCGUUAUCAAUUAUCUAAUUUUUUUUUUUCUAGACUUAUUAAUUGUGCCAUUUUUUUUAAAUCCUCCUUGCCGUUUUCUCUUGCCAUAUCAAUAACUGUUCGGUUACGAUCGCUCACACUAUCGUACAUUUAUGUUUGUCGUCAAAUAUCUUGUACGUGUUUAAACAUUAAUUCAACGUCAAUAUGAUGGAAGAUAGUGUUGAAUAUGUUUAGGUACUGUAUAAAUGUAACGUAUAUGCCUGGUUAGGAAUGUGAUGCGAAUUUUUCAAAUGGAAAAAAGAUUGGAAAGUUUCAGAUAUGUAGAAUGCCAAUUGUAGAAUGUAUCUUUACACGAGAGUUUUAAACUUUUCAUUUGAAGUAGGCGAAUUAAAUUUUUAGUCGAGGAGAAGACUAUGAGAAAGAGGAUUUCUAAACCAAUGAUAAUUUUUAACGUAACGUUGAAACUAAUGAUGUGAUGCUAUCCGCUGUAUACAUUAUAACAAACUUUUUUGAAAUAUUGCAUCUUUAUUGUAUAAUACUUUCAUAUUUAAAGAUUACAUGUUUAAUACAACACAACGAUGAUUAACUAUUAAACUAAAUACAUCCGUUUAAAGAACUAUUUAAUCGAUAUAAACAAUAGUCCAGUAGUUUCUGACAUAAUCUCUCAAGCAAUUAAUUUAGUUAUAUUUUGUUCGAUAAAUAAUAUUUUCUUUAGACAAGCAAUGUACAAUUGAGAGAAAAUCCAAGAAAGUUAUAAAAUUAUCUUAUGGUUGAUCCUCGUUGUUGACUCUCCGCAUCAUGUUUCUAGCGUGAUACGUUUUAGCAAGUAACACGAAAAUUCAGGUUUCGUCAGACCUCAAGUAUAUUGAUAUAAUAAGAAUAUGACAUACAUAGUAUAUACUAAAAGUUGUAUAUAUCUAUAUAUUUAUAUUUAUAUAUAUAUAGAUAUAUAUAUAGAUAUAUAAAUAUUAUAUUAUAAAAAUAUAAGAGAAUGAGCUGUAUUAAAAUACUCCACCGCCACGUACUUGUAAUCGUAAACAACAACAACAAAAAAAACAGAGAGUACACCCUAGACGGUACAUUUAGUAAGUAAGUUUGUAUACAAGACAACAAAAAUACGACGUAAAUUGAGAAAGAAAAAAUUAGUGCGCGUGCGAAAGCGAGAAAAAAUGAAAGAAAGAAAGAGAGAUAGAGAGAGAGAGAGAGAGAGAGAGAGAAUGAAAGUGAGAGCAAGAAAGGAUGAGAGAAAGAGAGAAAGAAAGAUCGAAGAAAAAAUAGCGAAAGAUAGUCUCCUAAAACAGAGUAAGCCAAAUAUGGAGCUACUGAAGAAAAAACUCGCAACGUCGAUAUUGUGUGUGUGUGGUUAUAUUGGGAGUUUAGAAAGAGAGAGAGAGAGAGAGAAAGAGAGAAAGCGAUAGAGAACAAAAAUUCUCAUACGUAUUAUUGAUCUAACUAUGCGAAGAGAAAGUAAUUAAUAAAAUAAAGCAUUAUGAUUUAUACAACGGAGAUGAGAGACGAGAGGCAAGUUUUCCAAAAAUCGUAUAUCCUUACAGAGAUAAUGUGAGAUGUGACGUCACAAAAUGGUGGUCUAUUCAAAAAUUAUGAGUAAAAAAGGUUCUCGUAUUCGACGGAUUUUUUGUACUUUUUAAUGAAAAAAGAAAAUAAUAAUAAUAAUAAUAAUAAAACACGAAAGAAAUUAUCCGUCUCUUGGAGUAAAUAAAAGUUGGUGUUCCUAAGAAAAAAAA